AUGCAAGCGGUGGGAAGGUUAGGGAGCUACAUUAGUCAAGGCGUAUACACCGUUUCCGGGCCCUUUCAUCCAUUCGGUGGCGCCGUCGAUAUCGUCGUCGUUCAACAACAAGACGGUUCCUUCAAAUCUUCGCCAUGGUACGUUCGAUUCGGCAAGUUCCAAGGUGUUUUAAAAUCAAAAGAAAAAAUCGUUCAGAUCAACGUGAACGACGUCGAUUCUGAUUUACAAAUGCAUCUGGAUAACAAAGGGGAAGCUUUCUUUCUAAGAGAAAUUGAUGCGGAAACUGUUUUAAUUGAUUCAAUUGAAUCUGGUGAUGGUGAAGGUGAUGAUCUCGAUGUUCAAUCUUUAAAGUCUAAAAGUAGUAAUUUCGGUUCUGAGGAUGGGAAGAUUGUAGGGAGGACUAAUUCUAAUUCUCGUCGUUCGAGGAUACUUGGUCUUAUGUUUGGGAGAAGGUCUUUGAGUGGUGAAUUUGAAGAUGCUAUUGGGAAUAAGGAACGUGCUGAGAUUGCUGCUAAUUUGUUGGAUAUUAAGUGGUCGACGAAUAUUGAUGGCGAGAAUAAUGGAGAGGGUGAUCAUGCCGUGGUCGUGGAGAAUGUGGAUGGUUCCUUUGGUGUGGCGAAGGUUGAAAAGAAAUUGAGUGGAGUAGAGGUUUCUGUGGUGGAGGAUGUUGAAGAGAGUUCGAAAGUUGGCAUGGUUUGUUGUUCGAGUGAACAAACUCAUGACGUUAUGUACCUUGCUCAUGGGGAAAGUGGAGAGGUUCAUGUUCAUGAUCAAGUCUUGCAUUCACUCGCAACUAAGGGUAUGGAAAAUGAGGAAGUCGCUAAGAAUGCUGAUGUAGUGGAAGUCUUUGAGUUUCAUUCUAAGGCUCAGCUAAUAAAUUCUUCUGAUUCAGAAGCUAGUAUGUAUGAUGUGGAGGAUGUUGAAGACCUAGCAACAUCUCCAAAACCUCAAACCAACAAUUUGGAUGUAGGACAUUGUUCAAGUGAGAAAUUUGAGUCCUAUUGUGUAGACCUAACAACAUCUCCAAAACCUCAAACAAACGACGUGGAUAUAGGACAUUGUUCAAGUGAAAAAGUUGAGUCCUAUUGUGUUACCAAUCCUUCCAGUUACAACAGCCAGGAUGACCGAGGAUUAUAUGAGAAUAAUAUGAAGGAUAAAGAUGUCUCUAGCACACUAUCAACUCCAUCACACUCUCUUGGCGAUUGUUUACCUAGUGAAAUAUCUAGGAGAUCACUGUCCCCGAGUUCAGAUGAAGAGAAUUUCCUUUUUGGUGACUUUGACGAUAGUGAAGUUAAUGAUCAAUUUGAGGGAUCAUUAAGUCCCAAAUAUAUAGAUAAAGAAGAUAGUAUUUCUUAUGAGAAUGGAACUGAAAACUCAAAAGUGACUUCCUGUCCCAUAGUUAUCCCUAGAAACGAGGAUGCUGGGGAGGAAGAUGGGCGGCACACUGGAUCCUUGCCAAAUAUUUCUUCUGGUAGUAAUAGUAUGUCCCAACAUGUUCGUUAUCCUUUAAGUCAAUCACUGGACUCGACAUUUCCUGGAAGGGAUAACUUGGAAUGCUUAAAAUUAGACGAGUACAAAGAAAAGCAGUUACCUCAUGAGCAGGCAGAUGCCAAAGAUUGCCAAGAUUCUGAUGAACCCAAAGAUACUGCUCUGAAUCUUCCCCCUGGAGGUACAUCAACAGGAAAUUGGAGAAUUUGGCCUUUCUCCUUGAGCAGUUCAGUAUCUAGAGAAUCUUUGCCGCCACUUCCAAAUGAUGCCAAAAAUACUAGUUUUGGCAAUUCUUCAGAGAAUAAGAUUUUCACAGAUGUGAACAAAAUUGAUAGCAAACCCAAUUCAACGAAAAAGAUGGUUAGGGAAACAACUCCAACUUCUGAAGAGAUAGCAUCAUUAAAUCUGAAGGAAGGGAGGAACAUUGUAACCUUCACUUUUUCUACAGCUAUGCUGGGGAAACAGCAAGUUGAUGCUCAAAUAUAUCUGUGGAAAUGGAACGACCGCAUAGUUAUCUCUGAUGUGGAUGGGACAAUUACAAAGUCAGAUGUUCUUGGUCAGUUCAUGCCUUUGGUUGGUGUUGACUGGUCACAGACAGGUGUUGCACAUUUAUUCUCCGCUGUCAAGGAGAAUGGUUACCAACUGCUUUUUCUCAGUGCUCGUUCAAUUUCUCAAGCCUAUAUUACACGACAAUUCCUACUGAAUCUUAAACAGGAUGGCAAAAUUUUACCCGAAGGUCCUGUUGUUAUUUCACCUGAUGGACUUUUUCCCUCCCUAUACCGUGAAGUUAUUAGGAGGGUUCCUCAUGAAUUCAAAAUUGCAUGCUUAGAGAGUAUCAAGGCUCUUUUUCCUUCUGAUUGCAAUCCGUUCUAUGCUGGUUUUGGAAAUAGAGAUACUGACGAAAUCAGUUACCUUAAGGUUGGAAUCCCUUUAGGAAAGAUCUUCAUUAUAAAUCCCAGGGGUGAGAUAGUUGUGAACCGAAGUCUUGACACAAAAUCGUAUACUUCUAUGCAUGCCCUCGUGAACGGGAUGUUCCCCCCAACUGGCUCGGAUGAGCAGGAGGAUUUUAAUUCAUGGAAUUUCUGGAAGCUACCCCCUUCUGCAAUUGAUAUUUGA
Messenger RNA from Lathyrus sativus (Indian pea), 2604 nucleotides. Lineage: Eukaryota; Viridiplantae; Streptophyta; Magnoliopsida; Fabales; Fabaceae. The record is from the annotation of a GenBank genome assembly.